Molecule: messenger RNA, 525 nt
Organism: Cladophialophora yegresii CBS 114405
Lineage: Eukaryota; Fungi; Ascomycota; Eurotiomycetes; Chaetothyriales; Herpotrichiellaceae
Product: succinate dehydrogenase (ubiquinone) cytochrome b560 subunit
Exons: 1
Coding region: 1-525 (174 amino acids)
Biological process (GO): mitochondrial electron transport, succinate to ubiquinone; tricarboxylic acid cycle
Cellular component (GO): membrane
Molecular function (GO): succinate dehydrogenase activity; electron transfer activity
Source: RefSeq, a predicted model, not a curated record
AUGGCACGUAAGGCGCAACCGCCGCAAUCAUUACCCCGGACGUUUCCCUCCAGAUUCCCCUUCUCAACAAAUUCGACUCCCUCCCGAAACACACACUUCAAGCCCAUCACCACAGCCGAACACGCAUCUCAUCUCGCCAGCCAACGCUUCAACCGGCCCGUGAGCCCUCACCUCUCGAUCUACCGCCCGCAAAUCACCUGGUACUCGGGCGCGCUGAUGCGCAACUCCGCCAUCCUCAUCACCGCACCGAUCUAUAUCUUCGGGGCGGCAUACUUGAUCGCUCCGCUUGUGGGAUGGCAUCUCGACAGCACCAGCGUGGUUGAAUGGUUCGCGUGCCUGCCCCAUGCCACGAAGCUGGCGAUCAAGGCCGUCUUUGCGUUUCCGUUCUGCUUCCAUAUCGUGCAUGGGUUGAGGCACCUAGUUUGGGAUACGGGGAUGAUGUUGACGAAUAGACAGGUUGCGGUUAGUGGGUGGCUUGGGUUGGGGGUUAGUGUGCUGGCAACGGUGGGGUUGGUGGCGUACUGA